CUGCCAUUUCUGCUGCCUGAAUUGUUCUGGUUGCGAUCUCUGUUGGUGUUUACAAAACCUACCUAACACCCACCGGGGGCCAUAUGUGCUGUGCACCCACCUCCUCUCUGCGUAUGGGCGCGGUAGCUGUCGCCGCCGCUGACUUACCUUGGGGACUAGCCGGACGUGAGCGGAAACCCGUUCCGCGGCCCGUCGUGCUCGGCACACAGACAAGCGUGAUGCCGGGUGCGUUUCUUUUUCUGUCCGUUCCCCCAAUUUUCUCUACUCGCUUACGACUCCCUACCUACCCGCCCUCUUACGCACCGCGUACGCGGCGCCUCGCUCGCCAAGUCGGGUGGACGGCCAUCUACCUACAUCUACGCGACUCGCGCACUUACCUGACGGUUUCCACGGGACCACCAUGCGUCGUCACAUCGCGGCUACGACAGCUCGUGGGCGAAGAGGUCGGCGAACUCGAGGGGCUGGGCGGUGAGGGCGGCGGCGUCGACGCGGGCGGCGGCGUCGUCGCGCUGGCACCGGGCCUCCUCGGCCGCGGCCUCGUCCGGGUAGCAGACGGGGCAGACGGCGUCGAUCCGGGGGAAGCGCGGGGGCUGGCGCCCGCGCUUCACGCAGUUGACCACGCGCGUCGGGUGGUACGUGCCGGCGGCCAGGCCGAGCCGCGCCCGCGCGCACCGCCGCUCGUUCCGGAACUCCAGGUGCGGCGUCCCGCUCGCCGCCUGCCGGCACCGCGCGUACCGGAACCCGUCGACCUGGCACAUGGCGCGCGGGACGGGGAAAGGGGCGGCGCGAAGGAGCGGGCUUAC
Molecule: messenger RNA, 803 nt
Organism: Durotheca rogersii
Lineage: Eukaryota; Fungi; Ascomycota; Sordariomycetes; Xylariales; Xylariaceae
Exons: 1
Source: RefSeq, a predicted model, not a curated record